AUGACAAACCACGAAAAGCAGACGACUACAACUGUCAAAAAGUUCUAUCUAGUGCUGCUUUUGGAAGUGAAUUUACAACGCCGUCUGGGAUCCAGAGAUGACACUAUCCUCAUGUCUGCACCGAGCACCUGCAGGCACCUGCACAGAUGUAGAGCAGCUAGGGCCCCGAUUUUCACUGCAGACUUGAUACAAGCCGAACUGGACAUUCGCUUGCGUCAUCCUAUGCUCUCCCUUGUCAAACCCUGGAUGCUGGAUAAACAACUUUACAGCGUUAAGACGAAGCUGGCUAAAGACUACCAAUGGAAAUGCCACGAAGAAGCUAUUGAGGCGUGCCGCCGCAAGUCACUCGAUCAGUUUGUUUAUUUCCUUUCCCGGGAUCUUGCCUUCCUCAGAGAUCGGGCGCCCAUCUUGAGUAAAGAGCUCUGGGCAGACAAACAGGCCACUCGCUCUUUCAUUUGGGACACUUGGAUUUGGAAUCCCAGAGCUUGGAUCAUCCGCCGUUAUUUUCAAGGUACGAAAUUCAUUUCACUACCGUCAGGAUCGUCUGAUGUAAUUCCUACCCACCUCAGUGGGACGCCAACUUCUAUCACCAAUCCAAGAUGCAGCAGCAGUGGCAGUGACGGCCAAGAGCAACCGGUUUACACUUUAGAAAGAAGUAGCAGAAGAACGACGACGACACAAUGGCCGCUCUGGCGCUGGGCAAAUUUUUUGCAGCGGGCCUGGGUCUGGUCCUGUAACGGCGCCUACGCUUGCGGUUAUCUUGUUCCUUGGUGCAGCCCAAUCGGUUUAAGAGCUCUUGUGGCGAAUCAACCUUUCUACGCCGAUCUUGAACUGUCGCAGGUCAACGGAACCCUUUGUCCUCGUCGCUCGGCUUACACGCCAACCCUCAAUUCGCGUUUGGCUUCACUCUGGCGUCACAUUUCAAAGUCAAGAACCGAAUUUGAAACGAAACCCGACACGGGUUUCAUGGGCAAAGGCUUAACCCGACAGCUCAAUAGAGCCUGGAAUUACGGCUUUAAAGGUCUCCUAUGCAGUUUGUUGUUUCUACUCAUCUUCCCGGUUAUUUGUAUCCUAUGCAGCGCCGGAGGCAUUUGCCUGGCGCUGUCCGCUCCUGUUUGGGCUCCUGUCUUCGCCCUGAUCUACCAGGUCUGCAUAAUCCUAGUCUGGGAUGUGGAUAACCCUGACCCUAAGCGUGGCCCCCUCCUUCCUAUGAUCCGUGUCCUCGUUCGUGACCUACUACUCGAUGGACUCCUUCAACCUAUCGCCUGCUUGGUCACUGCCUUCAUUGUUUGUCCGCUGAUAUCCCUACUCUUGGCCGUUUAUGGUAUGCUUCAUUGGAUGACGGUUCGUUCUCGAGACGCUAUUAUUUACAGUCUCGCCAUCCGCCCGAGAGGUCGCAUCCCUGCAUCAGAAGGCUUCCUAGUCAAGCGCAUUGCUGGGCCAGGAUUGAAUACCGAGUUUCAAUACCAGAUUUCGAAAGAACAAGCUUUGGCUGCGUUUGAAGCUCGCUUGGAAUCGGACCGUCUGAUUGCUUAUCGCCGACAAACGGAGCGCUUAAUCCGCCGCCCAGCAGAAGAAUUUCGUCUCUUCGUUCAACAAGUGUUCUCCCCUUUCUCGGGAACUGCUUGGUGUCCUACUCCGGUCACUGAAAAGCCCGUCGAGAAGGCAGACGCUACUGCAUCGAACUUCAAGUCAUCGAAUGUCGCUGCACAGCUGGAGCGCGAGACACAAGCUUUAUUAGCGUCGCUGGAAGAAAAGGUGGAACGUCGAUUGGAACAACUGCGAAUGUCAUUGAAUAGCAACGCCUUGAAAAAGAUUCGAAUGUCAUCUGCCGAUUUAAAAAUGGUAUUAGUGCGAUCAGCAAUGAUGAUGCGCACUUUCUACCCGACCGAAAUUCUGGUGCGCCUCGGUGUCAAUGAGUCUGAACUAUGGGAACGCUACAACGUAGAAGAAGGGGAUUGGCUGGCUUUGUCGGCCAUCUUUCUGAGUGAAAUAUUUAGUUCCUCAAUCCUUAAUCCCCUUAAUGAUGAAGAAACUCGCAUUCAACUCCAGGCAAAAGAUCUUAAUCUGGGUCGUUAUGGGGCCAUGUUCACUCAAUCCGAUCUUGACAGCGAGCCUUUCGAGUGGCCGCAACGGGCGUUUCAACCAGCGGUUGUUCCAUUGCCUGAUUUCUCCUAUUUUAGUCCAGUGGGUCGCGACGCGGCCAACAGCAGUCCGCCGUGGAAGAAAAAAAGGACGACACAGGUGCAUGGCCAUUCAGGACGUCUUUCCGAAGGAGUAGCUUCGUGGAUGGGAAAAUCCGUCACCGUUUCAGAGCCGAGCCGAGCUGGAUGGAAUUCGGAGCUGCUAAUACCCCUACCGGUCUCCCAUCCGGUGCUCAUUUGCAUACUCAUCUACAACCGUCAUCGAGAUGUCGGUGCCAUUCCCUUGGAAUCGGAAUCGUGCCGCCUUCUCAUUCGUUUCUUGGAAGGAUCGGUCACACUUUCUCGAAGAAAAGAAAACACAAUAUCUCGGCCACCCAUGUUGCUGGAUGCUGCGGCCAGCAGAAGCCUAGCAAGUCACAAACCUUUACUGGGCAGUUCGGGAUCGGAUCUAGCUUUGUCACAACCUUCACUGGCAGUUGAUUUCUCCAACACACCCAGCACUAGCCCCUCACAGCACGACAUGCUCGUUUCUAUUGCCCAGGACGGAACUCUUUCGCUAGUCGGUACACUCGUCUCGGAGCACGCUUCAGUCGAUAUUGACAUGGGCUUAGACCAGGAAAAUAUUGCGCAAAGUUUAUCAGCUUCUAGAGAUGUUGAUGCUGAUACGGUACUAUCGAAGAGUCUAGGUUCAACCUUAGCUCGAGCGGCCGACACGUUGCGCAUGGCUCUUUUGGGAGAGAAAGCAGAAGAGACGUCGUCUGCGUCUGGGGGUCGUAAUAAAUAUGCAGUUGAGAAUUUCGAGCUUUUACCCAGCAGCGAUGAGCACCUUGCCGCCACUAAUACUGCACCAGAGAGUCGCCCAGAAGUCACUGAAAAGAGUAAGAAGUUUCCCACCUACCAACCAGCGUCUUUCCGUAGUUGGCGUAUGAAUCUUCCUGCACCGAUACGAUAUGAUUCUGAUCCGAGGUUGAGGACCUCCGUAGACUCAAAUCAACCACAACCGACGAGUCCUCGACCACUUGGUCUUUUUGAAUUAAGCAGAGGUUUAGCCCUAGAUCGUGGGCCUGCAUUCAGUCCAGCCCAGCUGUCCAUCGGUAGACGUUUGAUGGAAAGGGGCGAGAUGGCGGCAUCAGGCAGCCAAGAUAGUUUACCUUUUGCCGAAGAAGACGCGUCUUUAGUCGAUUCACCAGAUUGCGAUCUUUCAAAAAAUGCUCCGAUACGCAAAAAUCCAGAAACCUUGGGGAAUACCGGCCAGUCUUAUUGUGAAGUCCAGACAGUGCAGCAAUCUCGACCGGCUGCCGUUUUAGCAUCGAUCGAAGAUUUGAGUCUCAGUAUUGACAGUCAACAUACUCACUUAGAUAUUACAUCUCAACUUGGAACUCAAGUUUGACAUGGUUUUUCUUUACACAAUUUUUUGAGUUUUAAUAUAUUCUCUACACAUUUACAACUGUUGAGCCCGGAAGCGAUCCAGCCCAAGACGUCUUAUGUUUCAUUUAUAUUGUUUGAAAAACUCCGCGUGUGGCUCGAUAAUCUAUCGCCUUUUCAAUAAGCCAAACUAUCGCGGUUAUUAAAA
Daphnia pulicaria is the source of this 3717-nucleotide messenger RNA. RefSeq lists its product as uncharacterized. Bases 1 to 3534 code for a protein of 1177 amino acids. NCBI's taxonomy places the organism in Eukaryota, Metazoa, Arthropoda, Branchiopoda, Diplostraca, Daphniidae. The record is from RefSeq and is a predicted model, not a curated record. The transcript is spliced from 15 exons.